This is a messenger RNA of Rhopalosiphum padi (bird cherry-oat aphid), 2314 nucleotides long. RefSeq names its product lysocardiolipin acyltransferase 1-like. The record is from RefSeq and is a predicted model, not a curated record. Lineage: Eukaryota; Metazoa; Arthropoda; Insecta; Hemiptera; Aphididae. Bases 300 to 1436 code for a protein of 378 amino acids. Gene Ontology annotation, molecular function: acyltransferase activity; microtubule binding. Gene Ontology annotation, cellular component: cytoplasm; mitotic spindle pole; endomembrane system. The transcript has 8 exons.
ACGUUUCCUAAUAUUCUUUUAUUUGGUUUUUUUUUUUAUUUUUCUAAACCCAAUUCUAGUUGUCCUAAACUAGAUUGUUCAGAUAAAUUUUAAUGGUUUUGGUCUGAUUUCCAAAAAUAUUAAGAUUAUUAUUAACCAUUAAUACUACUGCAUACCCUAUAGGUACCUCAGUAUUUUAGUAUCUUGCAUUCUUGCUUCUUAUAAUGUAUUGUGACACUGUGGUAGAUUAACAUCAACGGUUCUUUUGUGUUUGUGUUUGUGUUACGGCGGACAUGUUUUGAACAGGAACACCAAAUGUAAUGUCAACAGAUCCGCAUUGGUUAAAGGGAGUAAUAGCUGUUGCAGUUGGCAUUGGAAUAACGGUUGGUUCAGUUGGGGUGGUUUUUAUAACACGGCUACUAGAAAAAAAAGAAAAACUUUUAUUAAAACAGGAAGUUGAUGAAUUAAAUAUUGCAAUACUUGAUCUUCAAGCAGAAUUUAAAGCAUUAAAGAAAAAAAUUAUAAAACCAGGAAAAAGAUUAACCUUGUCUAGUAGCACUAGUGUAACAAGUGAAGCUAGUUUGUAUACAGCACUAGGAACUGACGACGAAUUUCACGACAUGUCAUCAGAAAACGAAGAAUCCCAAAAUUCAAACAUUCUUAAUGAAAAUCCAGAUGGUAGUUUGUCUUCAGAACAUUUUAGCGACCAUUAUACUGGACCUUCUUUACUCAGUGAUGAUAUUUUUGAUCAAGUAGAUGAAUUAUUUGAAGGUUCCGAUGAAGAUAAACUUAAAGCUUAUGAAAUAUUAGUAAACCUUAAUGAAGAACGUACAGACGAUAUUGAGGUACUUUGGAGGUUAGCAAAAUCGUGUCAAUUUGUAUCAAAAUAUUAUACGGCAGCAAAAAAAAAUCCAGAAAAGAGUAAAUCUGUUAUUGAUGAAGGUUUAAAAUGGGCAAAGCAUGCUUUGGAAAUGUAUCCAGGUAAUUGCAAUGCACACAAAUGGUUUGCUAUUUGUAGUGGUGCUCGUGGUCAGUUAGGUACAACUAAAGAAAAAAUUGAAGGAGGUUAUGUAUUCCAAAAUCACAUAAAUGAAGCAAUAAAAAUCAAUUCUCGUGAUCCAACUUUAUAUUAUUUAAAAGGAAAACUUGAAUAUGAAGUUGCUGUCUUGUCAUCUUUUGACCGGCGUAUAGCUAGUUGGUUAUAUGGAGAAGUACCUAAAGGUACAAUACCAGAGGCUAUUGAAUUAUUUUUAAAAUUUCAACGUGAAUCUCCAAUUCAGCUAAAAGACUGUCACCUACAUCUUGCCAAGUGUUAUCUAGCAAAAAAUGAGUAUGAGACUGCUGUGCAUUGGUUAGAACAAACGUUGCAGCUUCCUGUCAAGGAUUCUGAGGACAAAGAAACGGAUAGUGAAGCCAAUCAACUUCUCAAGAAAUAUAUAAAAUAUAAAAAAGUUUAGGUCCAUUUUUAUUUUCUGAGAAUUUAUUAUUUUUUUUCUUUUAUGGCCAAACAACGUGAUUUUUAAAUUUUCAACUCUAUUUAUGUUUAUUUUAUUUAUUUUUUGGUGUGAUGUAACAGUGGUAUAUUAUAAUUUAAUUUUAGUUUAUUUCUAUACUGUGUUAUAAACUUAUAAACAAAAAUUAUUUGCAUUUCCCCGAAAUUUUAAAAUUCCAAUCAUAUAAUUUUGAAAAUAUUGGCUCUCAGUUUAUUACAGAGUAUUAUUAUAUUUUUGAGACUAUUAAUUUUAUUUAUUUAGACCUUUUAUGUUCAUAAUUGUUAUUUUUACAAAUAGUUAUCAUGAAUCAAACAAUAUUCGAUCAAAGUAAUUGCUUUGAUUUAAUAUAAUAUACAAAUAUAUUUUUUUUUUUAAGAAUUUUACUGUAAGGAACUGCCAUGUUACCUCUCAAAAUAUUUAUUAAAUAUUUCUUUUUUAUUGUAACCUUUAAUACACCACUUUUGCAAUAUAACUUUAUGAGUAAAAAUUUAUAUUACUAAUGAAUUGGCCUAUUAAUGUUGGUUUAAUUUAAAAAUAGUGUAAUUAAUUACUUAUUAGUUGGAGAACUAUAAUUAUAAUUAAAAUAAAUAGUGAUUAUAGUAUAUUAACAUUGUAAUAAGUGAAUCAUUAAGUUGUGAAAAAUUGAUGUCUGUUCAUAUGCGUUACUUUUUUGUUGUGCAUUUAUAAUUUAACUAUUGAGUAUAGUUUAGAUAAUAUAAUCUACUCAAUGAUAAUAAAUGAUACAUAUUACAUUUUGAAUUGUAUAAGAAAAAAAAAUGUAACUUAUACAAUUACACAUAAAAAAAUAUAGUUAAAUAUAACCAAACAUAUUUUGUAUUAAA